AUGGAACAAAACUCGGCCGAAAAGAUAGCACCGCUCAGUAGCAUCGCUCCCAGCAUCUUUGUGCCUCUACGAGACGAUAUUCUCACCGCGGAACCACCACGGGACCGGAUCGAGCGUUUGAAGAGAAUCCUGCAAACCAUCGAUUACCAACGAGUCGGCAUCAAGGAAAACCUUCUUUACAUGUUUGAGCGCGAGAAGAGGCGCAUCGUGCUCGAGGCUGCCGAGAUAGAACAACAGCAAGGACCACCUAAAAUAACACCGGGUCUAGCACCAAACGAGGUGGACGAGAUCAUCGCCAACAUGGAGUCGCCAGCUGAGCCAGGCAAGGACUACAACGUUCGCGACAUGCCGGGCUGGCUUCAGGCCACUCCCGUGCCUCCCGACGCGCCACUCCGUGACCAAACCGUCAUGCAGCUCCUCAAUAUGGCUGAGAAGGCAGUGUUCGACUUGGAAGGAUUCAACAGGCACAUGGAUGGCAUCCAGAAGCGCUACCUUGACUGUCUCGAACAAGAGACGGCACGUUUCGCGGAUAUUGGAAAGAGCUCGGAAGGAAAAUCAGGCUUCAAAGGGGUUUAA
Molecule: messenger RNA, 576 nt
Organism: Dichotomopilus funicola
Lineage: Eukaryota; Fungi; Ascomycota; Sordariomycetes; Sordariales; Chaetomiaceae
Exons: 1
Coding region: 1-576 (191 amino acids)
Source: RefSeq, a predicted model, not a curated record